AAGCAGUUCUUGCAUGUUCAACACCGCUGAUAUAAAAAGCGCAUCAGACUCGUAAAGUUGUGUCAUUAUUAUUUUUUCUUUUCUCUCUGGUUCCAACCAUUUGGAUUUAAGGCGGCGAGGACAGGGGUUUAUUUCCUUCGGAGAAUGUUUCUUUGUUUUCUAGGGUUUUGAAUCUUCAGAUAAUUUUCACAAGAAGAAGAAAAAAAAUGGGUCCUCUUGUCGGAGCGACCGAACUGUCGAAAGCACUCCUCGAGGCUGGAAAUAAUCUUCUCAAACCUCAUUCCUCUACCGAUGCGAUUCUCAGUCUUCUCGAUGAAAUCGAGUCUCUUCUCUCUACUGUCGAGCAAGAUCCUAUUGCAGCAGUGAAUAAUGCCCUGAUUCCAUCAAUGAAUGCUUUGGUCUCUGCUGAACUCUUGAGAAACCCUGACUCUGAUGUUAGGGUUUUCGUUGUCUCGUGCUUAACCGAGAUUAUGAGGAUUACUGCCCCAGAGGCCCCUUAUAACGAUGACCAAAUGAAGGAAAUUUUCGAGGUGACAGUUGAAGCCUUCGGAAAACUACAAGAUGCCACCUCUCGCAGUUACAGGAAAGCCGAGGCUGUUCUUGACACUGUUUCUAAGGUCAGAUCAUCCUUGGUGAUGUUGGACUUGGAGUGCGAUGACCUUAUUCUAGCGAUGUUUCGGCAGUUCUUGAAAAUCAUAAGCCCGCUUCAUCCUCAACCGGUGAUUCUUUCAAUGGAAAACAUAAUGAUCACUGUGAUAGAUGAAAGUGAAGAAGUAUCCAUGGAUUUGCUUGAGCUUCUCUUGACCACUGUCAAAAAAGGAAGACGGGAUGUCACGCCAAUAGCUUUGGAGCUUGUGGAGAAGGUUCUCAGUAGUUGCGCCUGUAAGCUUCAACCGUGCAUCAUGGAAGCUUUGAAGUCCACAGGGACCAGCUUGGACAUGUAUUCUCCAGUUGUUUUGUCAAUAUGCCAAAGCGAAGCUGCCACUACUGAAGCACAGAUCGAGGUGAAUCCCAAAGAAACUGAGGCAGAUGAAAAGAUAUCAGAAGAAAAAGUUCCAAGUGAUUCAUUGCAGGAAAAACUUGAUUUGAGGAUUUCUGGCAAGGGGAGUAGGUCCAAGAGAACAGCAAGAGGAGGAACUCGAGCCAAUGGAGAUGACACAGUAACAAAUGGAAACGAUUUGAAACAACUUUUGAAGCAAGGGCAGUCUUCAAGUACAGAUGCAGAGACCGAAUCAGGGUUUACAAAGAGAGGCCGGAAACCCAAUUCUCUGAUGAAUCCUGAGGAAGGCUAUUCAUUUAAGACGUCUUCAAGCAAGAAGGUGCAGGAAAAAGAACUUGGGGAUUCGUCACUUGGAAAGCUGGCUGCCAAGAAAGCAUCUUUGCCUAGUAAAGUUGGUCAAACGAAUCAGUCCGUUGUCAUUUCUCUCUCACCCUCUAGUAAGGCUAGGAAGGGGUCACGUAAACGAAGCAGGAGUAAGAUGGACGAUACAAAUCUUGAUGCAGAUUCUUUAGCUACACCAGCAUCUAAAAAACAGGUUGUGAAGAAAGUUCGUAUUGAAGAAGAAGAUUUUAUGGAAUCUGACCUUGAAAAGCCCGAAGAUAACAUUAAGACUGCCAAAUCAAGUAAAAAGGAGAGAGCAGAUAAUGGUUUAGCGAAGACAUCUGCAAAGAAGCUACUCGCAGAAUCUAAUAAGGAGAGUGCAAAGAAUGGAUUGGCGAAGACAUCUGCAAAGAAGCCACUCGCAGAAUCUAAAAAGGAGAGAGCACAUAAUGGUUUAGCGAAAACAUCUGCAAAGAAGCCACUUGCAGAAUCUAAGACGGUAAAGACUAGUGGAAAGAAAUCACUCCAUUCAGAUGUUAAGAAAAAGAAUUCAGAAGGUGCAGGCACGGAUACGCCUAUUCCCCAGUCAUCAAAGAGCAAGAAGAAGAAUUCUCAUGCAACAACACCUUCGGCCAAAGAAUCUGAACAAACUCCCAAGAGCCAAUCCAAGAGGAAACGAACACCUGGAGAGGAAGUGGAGUCCAAUAAGAGUGAGUUUGGUGAGGAAUUGGUUGGUAAGAGAGUUAACGUCUGGUGGCCACUCGAUAAAAAGUUUUAUGAAGGCGUCAUAGAUUCCUAUGAUAGUCGUAAGAAGACGCAUAAAGUAUGUUAUUCUGAUGGGGAUGCUGAAAAUCUUAAUCUGAAAAAAGAACGUUGGGAGAUACUCCAGGAUAACUCUUCAGCUAGUGAGGAUGAGGAGAUUGAUCUGCCUGAUUCUACUCCUUUAUCUGACUUAAUACGAAGGCAGAGAGCCAAUAAGAGCAAACAUAGGAAUGUGGAAAUGAGCAGUUCUCCAGACGUCGGAUCCUCUAUGGGAGCAACGAAGAAGAAAAACUCGGUAACAAACUCUACUAAGCAAGCGAAAAAAAACAAGGGUGCGCUAAAGAGGGCUGUAAGCAAUGAGAAAAGGCAGAAGGCGGCUCGAGCUAUGCACCGGGAAAGUGAAAAAGAUUGUGAUGAGAAGGAAGAAGCUGAAACCAAGGGUGAAGACGGUCUAAAAUUUGGGAAAGAAUCAGAUGCAGAGCCUGAAUGCAAGAGAGAUCACCAUGAACUGUCUGAAGAUCCAAUUGCAGAAAUCGAAACUGAUGGAGAAGAGCUAAAGUCUACAAACAAGCCAGAUGCAGAACUAGAAACUGAACAAGAGGUAGCAAAAGAGCCUACUGCCGAACCCAAAACUGAUGGAGAAGAGCACAAGUCAGUGAGAGAGCCCAGUGCAGUACCCGAAACUGAGGUACAAGAGCGUGAGUCAGCAGAAGAGCCAACUGCAGACACAACAUUGAUUGAGAAGGAGGCUAUGUCUGAGGAGAACGAGAGUGACAGAGACGCAUACACAAGCGUGCCUGAGACUGGUAGAGUAGAAAACGAGGCUGAAGAAGAUGAUGAUCAGAGAGUAACCAAGGAACUGGAAGGAGAGACUCAUAAGGCAGAAGUGGGUACUACUACUUCUGUUUCAGGUUGAUGAUCCAUCAUGGUUAGGUGAUGUUAAUUCAGGAAAAAAAGGAUUGGUUAUUGUGGUUUAGGUAACUUAUGUGUUUAGUGAAGCUGCUUGUUUAGAGACUUAUGGUGUUAUUGUUAGUAGAUUCUUCUGACGUAUGUCUUGUUAUGGAACUAGUUUGAUCUGAUGUCACCUGGCUCUAGUAACAUAUAUUAUGUCUGUGCAUGAAUAAUUGCGAUCAUACACAAACACAGUGAUCGUGUCGUGCGUGUAGUCUUUUCAGCAUUUCCGGUAUUGGACAUAUAAUCUACAACUUACAGA
Messenger RNA from Thlaspi arvense, 3296 nucleotides. The record is from the annotation of a GenBank genome assembly. Lineage: Eukaryota; Viridiplantae; Streptophyta; Magnoliopsida; Brassicales; Brassicaceae.